Coniophora puteana RWD-64-598 SS2 is the source of this 2739-nucleotide messenger RNA. RefSeq lists its product as uncharacterized. The record is from RefSeq and is a predicted model, not a curated record. Bases 366 to 2579 code for a protein of 737 amino acids. Lineage: Eukaryota; Fungi; Basidiomycota; Agaricomycetes; Boletales; Coniophoraceae. The transcript has 11 exons.
AACGCACUUUGCAACUCAUCCAGGCUUUUAUGAGUAUGAGGAGAUGUAGCAAUAGGAAACAUCGCUGAAUCAACCUGUACCCCACCGUAUCCAUCAAGAGGCAGUGCUGAUAGCAAGUUGAUCUACAGCAAGGUCGACAUCAGAACUGCCGUUCGAGGCAGCGAGAAAGUGCUAGUGGAGCACGUUCCUCGACUUUGCUGUAGGCGUUGUGGGGUAGUCGUCAGCAUAGCCACUGGAUAGCGGCGGUGUGCGGGACUUUUCUGAUUGCCGUCCAGCUGAUCCCAAGUCACCGUCUAUUUAACAACUGCGGUAGUGCCAACGGGAGCGCGAUUACCGCUCCUUCACGCCGACCACCAUACAAGAACAUGUCCCCAGAUCCCUCCACCUCUCGCCCCGGUCUACGACCUUUGCACGCCGACGAAGAAGCUGAGGCAGUCGGCCACGAGAUAUGGACGGAAGCCAACGACGGGCUGCAUCUUGAACCCAACCUCGACUCGAAUGGCCUCCAGGAACAUUCGGCAGGGACGAUGAACGGUGGUGCCCCAGACGGUGAUGCGCAGUUACCGGUCUACACCUCACCCAAGAAAUACACCAUGGGCCAACGGUCGGUCAAGGCCUUCGUGAAUUCCGCACAGCUACAGGGGCAUCUUGCCCUUCUCCACGCGUUUCACGCGCUCCGCGUUGCAGUGGAGCAGGGCGCUGACGAGAGAAUACCAACUUUCGUGCAGAGAAUGGAUCCGGCGGGGCGGUGGGGAUGGUUUGUAAACUUAGCAGUUGAACGGUUCGAACGCUGGUGUUUGACGCUAGAAGAGGAUGACGUCGUGCUGGAUCAUCUUCCCCCGCUUGACGUAGUGAUGGUUUGGCACUCGUACUUGCUUAACCCCAACAAGUAUGCCGAGGAUACCACGCGCGUUCGUCAACUCGGACGCCUAACCAAGUACACCGAGGACAUGAAGAUGUUCCUGGCUCUUCCCGAUCUUCUAACUACUGAGAACCCAACUCCAGAACGUGUCCAAUCAUGGGUGCAGCGGACGUACACCGCAUAUGCACCGGCAGACGCGGUCGACAAACUGACUCAUAAGUAUAUUCAAUGUCCAAUGUGCUUCACUCACGUCGCCGCCCCGUUUGUCUCGUCGCUAGGGACAGGUUAUGCACAAAGCAAGUUUAGUCACGAUUGUGCCUGUGACUUCGUGAUUACCAAGGAGUCGCUCGGCCUCACCAAAUUCGUGAGGAACAUUGUCGAAUCUGGGGCUCCAGACAAGUAUCUCGCGAGAACCGUCAUGACCCCAACGACCAUGAUGGAUGAGAGGUUUGCAACGCGUAUCAAGGACCGUAUUCUUGCUACAAUACCGGUGCAACAAGCAUUCUCCCUGGUACCACGGUUUGAUGGACAUGAUACCGACAACUAUACCCGACAAUUACUCUUGAAUGUCGACUACUCGGUCAAGAAGUUUUACACCGCUAUGAAUCCACAGGUUAUGCCUCGAGUGCGAACGCGGAUAUUUAGCGCUUAUACAGACGAUCGUGUCUUUUCGCUUGAUCUCGUUGGUGCGGUGCUGCGCCAGGGUUCGUUCAUAGAGAAGAUGCACGAUCUCCAGUGGACCAAACCGGGAUUUUUCGAUGCUCAGGAGGACCAGCUGGUGUUGGAACACUGUAUUGCCCGCUAUCACGCGUUCUUGGGACUUAUGGCUGAAUCACCGGCGUCGUUCUUCGUACCCACCCUUGAUAUCGACCUCGCGUGGCACACGCACCAACUCAUGGCAAAAGCAUACCAAAAGGACUGCAUCAAAUAUAUCAAACGAUAUGUCGACCACGAUGAUAAGGUCGAAGAGAAUCGCCUUGCGAACUCAUUCGACGUCACCUGCCGCGUGUGGCGGGACAAAUACCAAGUACCGUACAUGUACUGUGGUUGCCCUCUCCCCGGUGACACCCUCGGACAGAAGCUCAAGCGCCUCGUGCACCGACACGCGCCCCUGGAAGCGGAGGCGCUAGUACCGACCGACACACCCAUAGCGCUUGCAGCUACGCACCCGAGCGAGCACAACGCUGUAUUCCCGCUGCAUCGCAAGAGCACGAGUAUGACGGGUCGGAAACACCGCGAGGAGAAGUUCGCCCGCCGUAUGCGCAAGGCGGCUCAUGGCAACGGCGGUGACAGUCACCUUGAACCGUGGGCUCAGAGGCGGGCGAGGGCACCAACGCAUUCGCAAGCGUUCCUAUACCCGGUUCCUAUGUAUUAUUGGAUGCCGGGUGGGUGUGUAGCUGGCGCAGGAGGUGUUGUGACGGGCCCGACGACAUCAUCAGGCAGCUGUGCGGCCGGUGGAUGCGCUUCUACGUGUGCAGCUGGCGUUGGGGCAUGCAUGACUGGUCCCUCAUGCGGAGGCGGUGCUGCAGCGUGCGGUGGAGGAACUAUAGGUGGAGGUGGUGGUGGUGGGUCAGCGUGCGGUGGGGGCGGUGGUGGGGGCGGAGCAGCGUGCGGUGGUGGGGGCGCCGGUGGAGGAGGGGGUGGCUGCGGUGGUGGAGGCGGAGGCGGAGGAGGCGGGGGUGGUUGUGGGGGUGGUGGAGGCGGAGGUACAUGCUGAACAAAGUUCUGCUCAUCGAUACCCUCGAUACGAGCACCCAUAAACACUCGAGCUCUAGUAUAGGUUUCUUUCGCUAUCAUCCUAUCCCUGUAUAUGAUCCCGUCGUCAAACAUUGUCGCCGUGUAGCAUCAUCAUUUAAUAUUCUCUAACUCAUUAACUG